AAUGCUUCUGCUUCUUCAUCUGUUCAAGCAGCUGUCGUGACUGCAUCUUCGAUACCUGUUCCUCCUAAUCAAGUUCCAAUGCUGAAACGGCCAUUAACUCCUCCUACUGCUCCUGGAAUGGUUGAUUACCAGAAUCCAGAACAUGAGCAACUCAUGAAGAGGCUUAGACCUGCCCAGUCUGUUGAGGAGGUUACUUAUCCGAUGCCUCGACACCAAGCUCCUUGGUCUCUGGAAGACCUGCCCAAGACAGUAGCUUUCACUAUUCAUCAAGGCUCUGUUGUGACUAGCAUGGACUUUCGCCCGUCUCAUCCGACAGUGCUUCUUGUUGGUUGUAGCAAUGGUGAGAUUACAUUGUGGGAGCUUGGAUCACGCGAAAGAUUGGUGUCCAAGGCAUUCAAAAUAUGGGAUUUGUCCUCUUGUUCAAUGGCCUUUCAGGCUGGUGCUGUCAAAGAUGCAUCUAUAUCUGUCAGCAAGGUUGCAUGGAGUCCAGAUGGAAAUUUUGUAGGGGCUGCAUUUACUAAACAUUUGAUUCACCUACACUCCUUCCAUGGAUCAAAUGAUCUACAUCAGCAAGCAGAGAUUGAGGCACAUACUGGUUCUGUAAAUGAUCUGGCAUUUGCUUAUCCAAGCAAACAACUAUGCAUUGUAACAUGUGGAGAUGACAAGCUGAUAAAGGUGUGGGACAUAAAUGGACGAAAGCUGUUUAACUUUGAAGGCCAUGAAGCACCCGUAUACUCUGUUUGUCCUCAUCAUAAGGAGAAUAUCCAGUUCAUAUUUUCAACUGCUGUUGACGGAAAAAUAAAGGCCUGGCUUUAUGACAAUAUGGGUUCUAGAGUUGAUUAUGAUGCUCCUGGUCAUUGGUGUACUACAAUGCUUUACAGUGCUGAUGGGAGUAGAUUGUUUUCCUGUGGAACAAGUAAAGAUGGUGAAUCUCAUCUGGUGGAAUGGAAUGAGAGUGAAGGAGCAAUAAAGAGGACUUAUAUGGGUUUAAGAAAGAAAUCAGCUGGUGUCGUCCAAUUCGACACGACCCAGAAUCACUUUUUAGCUGUGGGUGAAGACGGGCACAUAAAGUUCUGGGACAUGGAUAACACCAACAUGCUUACAAGCACUGAUGCAGAAGGCGGAUUGGCGACUUUACCCCGUUUGAGGUUCAACAAGGAAGGAAACCUUCUUGCUGUCACUACAGCAGAUAAUGGAUUCAAGAUACUAGCAAAUACAGUUGGCCUUAGAUAUGUUAAGGUGAAUGAGAAUCCUCCCUUUGAAGCACUGCGAAAUCCAAUUGAAUCUUCAUCUGUUAAGGUUUCUGUCUCUUCUGCUGUUACAAAUGCCAGCCCAGUAAAUUUGAAGGUCGAGAGGAGCUCCCCUGUUAGGCCUUCUCCAAUUCUUAAUGGAGUCGAUCCAAUGGGUAGAGGCUUGGAGAAACCGAGAACUGUAGAGGAAGUGGUCGAUAAAGCCAAACCUUGGCAGUUGACAGAGAUAGUGGAUACAAUGCAAUGCCGCUUGGUUACAAUGCCAGACAACGCAGAGACUUCCAGCAAGGUGGUUCGACUUUUGUACACAAAUUCUGGUGUUGGUGUGUUGGCUUUGGGAGCAAAUGGUGUUCAGAAACUAUGGAAGUGGGCUCGAAACGAACAGAAUCCUAAUGGAAAGGCCACCGCGAGUGUUGUACCUCAGCAUUGGCAGCCCAGCAGUGGGCAGCUCAUGUCCAACGAUGUCACUGGAGUAAACCUUGAAGAAGCAGUCCCCUGUAUAGCUCUCUCUAAGAACGACUCUUAUGUGAUGUCUGCCUGUGGUGGGAAAAUUUCUUUGUUCAACAUGAUGACGUUCAAGGUGAUGACGACUUUCAUGUCACCUCCACCUGCUUCAACCUUCCUUGCGUUUCAUCCACAAGAUAAUAACAUCAUUGCUAUUGGGAUGGAGGAUUCAACUAUCCACAUUUACAAUGUUCGAGUAGAUGAGGUGAAAUCAAAGCUCAAGGGUCACCAGAAACGAAUAACUGGUCUGGCCUUCUCCACCAAUCUCUAUAUUUUGGUUUCCUCGGGGGCUGAUGCCCAAAUUUGCGUCUGGAGUAUCGAUUCUUGGGAGAAGAGAAAGUCGGUCGCUAUCCAAGUACCGAGUGGAAAGGCACCUAAUGGGGACACAAGAGUUCAAUUCCAUGCUGAUCAAAUCCGUCUGCUGGUUGUUCACGAGACCCAGCUGGCAAUUUAUGAUGCUGCUAAGAUGGAGCGAAUUCGGCAGUGGGUCCCACAAGAAGCGCUUUCAUCCCCAAUAUCUUAUGCAGCAUACUCCUGCAACAGCCAGUUAAUCUACGCCACCUUCUUGGAUGGUAAUAUUGGAAUGUUUGAUGCCAAUGGCCUUCGAUUGAGAUGCCGCAUCGCACCAACAGCAUAUUUACCCCAAUCAGUCUUAAAUGGAAGCCAACCUGUCUAUCCUCUCGUAGUUGCUACGCAUCCUCAGGAGCCGAAUCAGUUGGCCAUUGGAUUGAAUGAUGGAUCGGUGAAGGUGAUGGAGCCAACAGAGUCGGAGGGCAAGUGGGGAGCGACUCCGCCGGUCAAUAAUGGUAUUCUGGAUGGGAAGGCAGGAUCAUCAUCCGCCACAAGCAAUCACACACCAGUGUCGAUACAGAGAUAACAGAACCUUUGCUCAGAAUUCGUGAGCAGCUGCUUGUAACUUGAGAAUCUCUCAUCCUGUAGAUUAUUUAUUAAAGGUAGGUUAAGCUUCAACCGGACGGGAUUUGAUUGGAUGGAAUAUUCUUGUAUAUUUGUAAUCUGUUAUUAUUUGUUGUAGUCGGGUUUUCUCCA
This is a messenger RNA of Punica granatum (pomegranate), 2801 nucleotides long. The record is from RefSeq and is a predicted model, not a curated record. Lineage: Eukaryota; Viridiplantae; Streptophyta; Magnoliopsida; Myrtales; Lythraceae.